Anoplophora glabripennis (Asian longhorned beetle) is the source of this 2076-nucleotide messenger RNA. RefSeq names its product P protein (gene hoe1). Gene Ontology annotation, cellular component: membrane. Lineage: Eukaryota; Metazoa; Arthropoda; Insecta; Coleoptera; Cerambycidae. The transcript has 15 exons. Bases 16 to 2052 code for a protein of 678 amino acids. The record is from RefSeq and is a predicted model, not a curated record. Gene Ontology annotation, biological process: transmembrane transport.
UGCAGCUUCGCCCUGAUGGCUAACAACGAAACAGUGCAGGAUAUGCAUCAGAUAAGCAUACCUAGGGAUUCCAUCUCCAGCUAUAUAAUUUUCAAAAAACCCCAAAACAGCAAGCUGAAGGUGGUGUUGGAGGGGGCUUUACUACCCCCAUACUACAGUAACUUGUCCACGGAUUGGCUAAGUGUUUGGGUUCAACUUAUGGUCAUCAAACAGAAGCCUUUGAACCCGUCCAGUAUUAAAUCCUCAGACGUAGUUUUAUUGCAGAACGUUUCUGAAACGUGGGAUGUACCUGUAGUAAGUGAAAAGCUCAUCGGACACGUACCCGAGGUCCAGCACAGGAACAUCUUCCAUCUCACGUCCACCAAGGUGGACAACGUGUCCUUCAACUUGUUAAGGGUACAAUUCAGGACCAACCUGAAGGCAAAUUUCCCGGUGUCGAUGGGGUAUAACCUCCAACCUAUCAACCCAGACGACGGCAUCGUCUACGCAGCUCUGGUGCUAUUGGGGCUCUACGUUCUCAUCAUUUUCGAGCUUACUCACAGAACUCUGGCGGCCAUGUUGGCCAGCACCAUGUCAGUGGCGAUUUUGGCAGCUUUAAACGAAAGACCCACCAUGGAAGAGAUAGUAUCCUGGAUAGACAUAGAGACGCUCCUGCUGCUCUUCUCCAUGAUGACGCUGGUGACCAUCUUCGGCCAAACUGGGAUCUUCGAUCACACCGCUGUCUACGCUUACAAGCUAACUGGUGGGAAAAUGUGGCCUCUUACGAAUAUACUCUGCAUUUUAACUGCUCUGUUCUCUUGUUUUUUGGACAAUGUAACCACAGCUUUACUAAUUACACCAGUAACAAUCAAGUUAUGUGAGGUUAUGAAGUUGAACCCAAGGCAAAUCUUGAUGUACACCUUAAUAUUUGCGAACAUAGGGGGCGCUAUCACCCCGAUCGGAGAUCCACCGAACGUGAUCAUAGCCAACAACCCAGCUGUCAUAAAAUCGGGCAUCAACUUUGGGAUAUUCACCCUACAUAUGGGCCUAGGAGUCCUUAUAGCGCUCACGGUGGUCUACAUACAGUUAAGAAUCACCUACAGGGACAUGGUGUAUUAUAAAUUCGAUGAGCCUCCCGUGGUACAGGGUUUGAAAAGGGAAAUAGCCGUGUGGGAGAGGACAGCUGCUUCUGUAGGGAGUUACAGUAAAGAUGAGGACGUGGUCAAAGAGUCCUUGAUCAAAAAAAUGACCAGGUUACAGGAUAAACUCAAACACACAGUGAACAAGAACAUCAACGCGGUCGAAGAGGAUUACAAAGCUAAUGUAGUGGAUUUAGAGAAGCAGUAUCCAAUAAAAGACAAGGGUCUGUUAAUAAAAUCUGGGAUUACGUUGGCAUUGGUCAUAUGCGUGUUUUUCCUGCAUUCCAUCCCAAUGAUGAGUAGGCUAGGACUUGGCUGGACAGCCCUGUUGGGAGUCCUGCUACUUCUUCUUCUAUACGACAACCACGACUUAGAAGGCAUAUUCGCAAGGGUCGAAUGGUCCACCCUUUUGUUUUUCGCUUCGCUUUUUAUACUCAUGGAGGCUUUAGCUCGUUUGGGUUUGAUAGUCUGGAUAGGGAAACAGACCGAGUACGUGGUGAUGUCUGUAGCACCCGAAUCCAGACUAGCAGCAGCCAUCGUCCUCAUCUUGUGGAUAUCGGCGAUAGCCUCGGCUUUUGUGGACAAUCUACCACUGACUACUAUGAUGGUCAGGAUAGCCGUGGAUUUGUCCAACAACAGCGAUCUCCAUCUACCCCUACAACCCUUGAUUUGGUCCUUGUCUUUCGGAGCUUGUCUUGGUGGUGAGGAGAAAAUAUUUAUGUACUUUGGACAUAAGUGCCAAAAAAAUGUCAAAGGGAACGGAUCUUUGUUUGGUUCUUCCUCGAACAUAGUGUGUGCCGGUGUUGCAGAACAGCACGGUUACAGGUUUACCUUCAUGCAGUUUUUAAAGGUUGGCCUUCCUGUGAUGCUAUCCAGUUUAACAGUCAUUACUAUCUAUCUAAUCAUAUGCCAUGUUGUUCUUAAUUGGCACUAAUGCUGUGUAAUAUACGUAACUGUC